UGCAACGCCGACUUUCUGCGCUCCAUGUAGCAGCGAAGAAUGUACACUAGUCUGGCGAAAGGCAUGUUGUCUAAAAUCUCGGGCAUCAUUUGGAGCGCCCUCUCGUGCAGCGGCGACAGAUCUGGUAAAUAUAGCUCUCGAAGCAUGCCAGGCAGCAGUAAAGCAGUAUACUCAGACGCUGGGCAGGUAGGAUAUCAUUCACAUCUCUGAGAGCCUCUGUUAAAAGGAUGUGCUUUUGCUCUAUCCCUUCGCACGCUGGCGUCCACACUUGGCGCCAAGCCCGUGCCCCA
Mytilinidion resinicola is the source of this 290-nucleotide messenger RNA. RefSeq lists its product as uncharacterized. NCBI's taxonomy places the organism in Eukaryota, Fungi, Ascomycota, Dothideomycetes, Mytilinidiales, Mytilinidiaceae. Bases 40 to 210 code for a protein of 56 amino acids. The transcript has a single exon. The record is from RefSeq and is a predicted model, not a curated record.